CGCGGCUACACUGUAGCGAGCGGGCGGCGGAGAGAGCGCGCCAUGGCCGCGGAGGGUCCCCGCCUGGCCCGGCAGCUCUUCCUGCGCGGCCUGGCCGCCGCCUUCCUGGCCGCCUUCGCCUCCCUCUACGUCCAGGUGCCCGGCCUUUACGGGAAGGAUGGGAUCCUGCCCGCCCGGAAGAUGCUUCGUUUCACUGGCAAAGGAUUCUGGGAGCAGCUGCGGGACUCCCCGACUCUGCUGUGGCUGGGCCCCCACCUGGGGCUGGACACGGAGCAGGGCCUGGAGCUGCUGUGCCUGAUGGGCUCGCUGCUCUCCUUCGGGGCCCUGGUGCUGGAGCCCCUGCGGGACAGCCUGGUCUUCCUCGCCCUCUGGGGCCUUUACCUCUCCGUCUAUCAGGUGGGACAGGUGUUCCUCUACUUCCAGUGGGACAGCCUUCUGCUGGAGACGGGCUUCCUGGCGGUGCUCGUGGCCCCCCUGCACCUGCUCAAGUGGCGCUCGACAACCUGGAGGGCCUACGAUGGGGUGACCUUCUGGCUGGUGCGUUGGCUGCUCUUCCGGUUGAUGUUUGCCUCCGGGGUGGUGAAGCUGACCAGCCGCUGCCCCACCUGGUGGGGGCUCACAGCGUUGACUUACCACUACGAGACCCAGUGCAUCCCCACCCCAGCCGCCUGGUUCGCCCACCAGUUGCCAUUCUGGUUUCAGAAGCUGAGCGUGGUGGCCACCUACGUGAUCGAGAUAGCCGUCCCCCCCCUCUUCUUCGUGCCGCUGAGGCGCCUGCGCCUGGUGGCCUUCUACAGCCAGGUCCUUCUGCAAGCCCUGAUCAUUUUCACCGGCAACUACAAUUUUUUCAACCUGCUGACGGUGGUGCUGAGCUUCUCCCUGCUGGACGAGGAGCACGUGGGGCUGUGGCUGGGCCAGGGGCGGAGGAAAGCCAGUGGCGGCUGGCCCUGGCGCUUGGCCACCUUGCUGGCCGAGCUGGCUGUCUACGGCCUCCUGAUCUACUGGACCAGCCGUUACUUUGGGCUGACCAUCAACUGGGAGAAGAGACUUCUGGAAUCCAAGACAGCCUUCACCUACCACGAGUUCAUGCAGUGGCUGAAGACGGUGACCCUCCCCCUGGUGGCCCUGGGGCUGCUCUCCUUGCUCUGGGAGGUCCUUCAGGCUGGGUACAGGAGCGCCUGCGUCCGGGGCUUUUUCUGGAAACUCUGGGCUGUCCUGCAAUGGGCCAUUUUCUCCACCGCGGCCCUGGGGAUGUUCACUAUCAGCCUGGUCCCCUUCACGUACAUUGAGUUCGAGUCCAACGGGAAGCUGUGGCCGGGCAUCCAUCAGGUCUUUGGGGCUGUGGAUCGCUACCAGCUGGCCAAUUCCUACGGGCUCUUCCGGCGAAUGACGGGCGUCGGCGGGCGGCCCGAGGUGGUGCUGGAAGGCAGCCACGACAAGGAAACGUGGACGGAGAUUGAGUUCAUGUACAAACCGGGCAACGCCAGCGCAGCCCCCCCCAUCGUGGCCCCCCACCAGCCCCGCCUGGACUGGCAGAUGUGGUUCGCCGCUCUGGGCCCCCCCACACACAGCCCCUGGUUCAGCAGCUUCGUCUACCGCCUCCUGCAGGGCAAGAAGGCAGUGAUCCACCUGGUGCAGGUGGACGAUUCCAAGUACCCCUUCAGAGACCAGCCUCCCACCUACAUCCGGGCCCAGCUGUACAAAUACUGGUUCACCGAGGCCGAGUCGGACGGGACCCUCCCUCAGAAAUGGUGGCGGCGUCGGCAGAUUGAGGAAUUCUACCCUUUGGUCUUCCUGGGCGAUCCCAAGCUGGAAGACGAGCUGGCCCGGCACGGGCUCAAGGACAAGCCCCCCCUGAAGCGCCCCCCGGAUGCCCUCCUGCCCAGCUGGCUGCAGCGAGUUCGAGAACACCUCCGUCCCUACAGCGGCCCGGCCGUCAUUUGGUCCCUCUACCUCAGCGCGGCGGCUGUGGGCAUCCUGCGGGGACUGGGGGCCCGUCUGCCGGCGGGAGGGGUCCCCGGCGGAGGCAGGCACAAGCCCGGCCGGCCGGCCGACGCAGUGGCGGAUCCCGGGGGGGGCGGAGACCAGCCGGGCGGAGAGAAGAACGGGCAGCUGCGGAGGAAGGAGGAGAAGGGCAGAGCGGCUGCCGAACCCCCCUCCAACGGGCUGCGGCACACGAAGAAGAAGAAAUAAGUCUGGAGGGGGCAGCGGCGGCUCCGGGACCCCCCACCCAGCCUCUGCAGGACGCCAGGCGGGACGUGAGCUGGGUGGGGGGAGCCUUCGCCACCCAGAUGGAUCUGGUUGCCUUCUCUCUCUCUCUCUCUCUCUCUCUCUCUCUCUCUCUCUCUCUCUCUCUCUCUCACACACACACACACACACACACACACACACACA
Messenger RNA from Crotalus tigris (Tiger rattlesnake), 2394 nucleotides. RefSeq names its product lipase maturation factor 2 (gene LMF2). The coding region runs from base 43 to 2193 and encodes 716 amino acids. The transcript is spliced from 14 exons. Gene Ontology annotation, cellular component: endoplasmic reticulum membrane. NCBI's taxonomy places the organism in Eukaryota, Metazoa, Chordata, Lepidosauria, Squamata, Viperidae. The record is from RefSeq and is a predicted model, not a curated record. Gene Ontology annotation, biological process: protein maturation.